Phascolarctos cinereus (koala) is the source of this 2593-nucleotide messenger RNA. RefSeq names its product transmembrane protein 240 (gene TMEM240). Gene Ontology annotation, cellular component: synaptic membrane. The record is from RefSeq and is a predicted model, not a curated record. Lineage: Eukaryota; Metazoa; Chordata; Mammalia; Diprotodontia; Phascolarctidae.
GGGCGCGGGGGCUCCGGCCCGGGCCGGCCCUGCGGGCUGCCCAUGAGCGCAAACACGAUGAUCUUCAUGAUUCUGGGGGCGUCGGUAGUGAUGGCCAUCGCCUGCUUGAUGGACAUGAACGCGCUGCUGGACAGAUUCCACAAUUACAUCCUCCCGCACCUGCGGGGCGAGGACCGCGUCUGUCAUUGCAACUGUGGGAGGCACCACAUUCACUACGUGAUCCCCUACGACGGGGACCAGUCUGUGGUUGACUCCUCAGAGAACUACUUUGUGACAGACAACGUGACCAAGCAGGAGAUUGACCUGAUGCUGGGGCUGCUGCUGGGCUUCUGUAUCAGCUGGUUCCUGGUGUGGAUGGAUGGGGUCCUGCACUGCGCUGUGCGGGCCUGGAGGGCCAGUCGCCGCUUCGACAACUCAUGGUCCUGGCUCCCCAAAUUCUGCAGUCUGAAGGACUUCCGGAAACGACCCCACCGGCCAUAUGAGGAGCCCACAGGAAACAUGGUGCACAUCAAGCAGAAGCUUUACCACAAUGGCCACCCUAGCCCCCGGCACCUCUGAGCCCCUGCCUUGGCUUGGCUAAGCCCAUGGAGGGACUUGGGACACAUGGACAAACCAUUGGACCACAGGGUGGACACUGCCCAGUGUCUAUGGCUAUAUUCCCUGGGGGCCUGGGGCCAAGCCCUAUGGACCUACAGCUGGAAGGGCUCACUCUAUGUGGACCAGGAGCCAGCCUGGCCCUGGCCUGCUUGGGCCCUAGCACUGGACCUCUGUACAUAUGUAAGAAGGAUCUUUACUUAUAAACCCUUCCCCCACCCCCAGGGGCCUAUACAGCCCAACCCCUCAGACCCUGGACAGCGCCUCUCUAGGGCCCCAGCCCUCUGCUGGCCCCUGGGCCCAUGGUGUCUGCUGCCUGGGCAGCCUGGGUGGUCAUCCUGCACUUGGGUGGGGCUCCCAGAAGAAGGUGCUGUGUCUUUUUUUUUUAGGGGCAUAGGGUUUGGGGUGGGAGGGGAUGGGAUGGAGUCCCCCUAGGGCCUGUCUUGAGCUGGGUCAUCUGACUGUAGGUCAAGGAAAGGCCAGGGAAGAAAAUUUGGGAGGGGGUAUGGCUCAUCUGAGAGAUAGGGUAGGACAUAGGGUGUGGGGGGGUCCCUCCCUUGUAUCUGGGACUCCCAGGCUGUUUUGCUAUGUUGUGCCUCAGUUUCCCAAGCUAUAAGUAGGACAGGAGUGCCACACUUGAAAAUCCCUGAAGAAACGCUAGAAGGAUGGAGAGGGGAGGGGUGACAAAAUUACAACAUCAAGCAGGGUGACCCCCCUUUUAAGUGCUUAGAGCUCUUGGCAGGAAGGUGCUACAGCCAGACAGGGUGGGGUGACAGUUGGGUGACUUCAGAUCCCUGGCAGGGGAGGGGUGUGUGUGUGUGUGUGUGUGUGUGUGUGUGUGUGUGUGUGUGUCUAGAAUGAGUGGGGGUGAUCCAUGGUGUUUAGGUUUUAAAAAAUUGACUCUAGGGUGCUGGGUAGGUGGAGAGGGGAGGGAAGAGGGGCUGAGACAGCUCAGUCCCAGCUGUGGUUUUAGGAGUGAGUACCUGCUUGUUCGUUUCUGGUCCACCCCCAUCCUCAUCCCGACCCUACGUCCUGACUCUGGGCUCUGUCCAGCACUUCUUAGCCCCUUGGGGCCCUGAGGGUUGCCCACUAAGUGGGGCCAGCCCCUGGCCCAUUCCAUCCCCUGGUUUAAUUCUGUUUCUGAUUAGCUCCUCUGUGUGGGAUCACAUCUGUUAUUAUUAUUUUUUUUAAAUGGCUGGUGUCUGCGUGUUUCCUGUCCACAUUUGUGUUCGUUUGUCAGGCUGUCUGGGGAGCUGACUCCCGGGGAAGGUGUCAGGGGCCUCAGAGAGGAAGAGGACCCUGGUCUGUAGGAAGUCAGGCAGGAGGAGGGUGGCAAUGGACUCAAAGGAGACAGAGGUGUGGGAGGUGGUGCCAAGGUGGCAGCUCCAUUUCCCUGUCCUGCAAACUCCAGGGGUCAUGCUUGGACAAGAGAGUCAGUCAGUACAAUACCAAGGGCAGGUGCAAGGGUCAUAGUCCUGAGGCAAAGGAGAUAGUGACGGGGGCAGGGAGAGCAGGGCUCCCAGGGACCAUUCUGGGAGGAAACCAGAGAGGGUGGGGUGAAUGCCUGUUGCCAAUCUGUGCAUGUGUGAACACGUGUGAUCACAUGCAUGAAGCACGUGCCCAUGACUUCAUGGGGUCUGCAUGGAGUAUGCACAGGCAAGGGAGAGGCUGGAGGCCUGGCCUUCUCCCCUUUGUCAUCAACAAGAUAGGGUUCUUCUGGGCGCCUGGACAGCUUGACCCUGGGCCCACGGAGCGGGGAGAGUCCCUGUCUACUCGCAGACAAUCCCCUCAUCUCCAGGCUUUUUAGUGUAGGCCCAGACCAGAGCUGCCUCAGGCCCCCGUGGCCUUUCACUGUGAUCACCUCCACCAGCCUGCCCACCAUGACUUCAUCCCUCCCUCUCCCUGGGCCUGGUCGCCUCAGUCAGUAAAAAAUGUUUGAGGCACGUCCUGAGUCUGCUUCUUCUUUUGCUUCCUGUAGACCCAGGACUGGGGUCGAGGG